AUGAAAUGGGUAAAAGGAGAAGGAGAUAGAAGAUAUAUGGCGCCCGAUUUACUUCGAGAAAACUUUGACAAACCAGCUGAUAUCUUUAGUCUUGGACUUAUUUUACUUGAAUUAUCAACCGGUAUUAUAUUACCUGAUGCAGAUGAAACAUGGGAAUUAUUAAGAAUUGGUGACUUCUCCAAGCAAAAGAAAGCUUUGUCAAAAGUAUCCUUGGAAAUGAGUGAAAUGAUUGAAUGGUUAUUAACAACUGAAGCUAAAGAACGUCCAACGAUAAAAGAUAUUAUGUCACAUCCAUCUUUCGUUAAAAUUGAUAAUAUGCAAAAAAAGAAAAAACAUAUGUAUUAG
Messenger RNA from Cokeromyces recurvatus, 345 nucleotides. Its product is annotated as kinase-like domain-containing protein. NCBI's taxonomy places the organism in Eukaryota, Fungi, Mucoromycota, Mucoromycetes, Mucorales, Mucoraceae. Gene Ontology annotation, molecular function: protein kinase activity; ATP binding. The transcript has 2 exons. Gene Ontology annotation, biological process: protein phosphorylation. Bases 1 to 345 code for a protein of 114 amino acids. The record is from RefSeq and is a predicted model, not a curated record.